GGCGUCAGUCUUCACGGAAUGACCAAUCAGGAGGUGCUGGAGGUGAUGAAGCAGACGGGUCAGACUGUGGUUCUCACUGUGGUCAGGAAGAAACCCCGAGCCCUGGAGAGAUCCCUGGAUAAAGUCACAGAAGCAGAACUCACAGCUAAAUGGGAUCAGGCUCUGGGACCACAGUACCAAGUCCUGGUGGUGAAGCUGGAUCCUGUCAUUGAAGAUGAUGCAGAGCUGCAGAAAUCCUCCAAGCUGUUGCCCGUCCACACUCUGCGUCUCGGUGUGGAGUUGGACUCGUUCGACGGUCACCAUUAUAUCUCGUCUGUGGCCCCUGGAGGCCCCGUGGAUAAACAUGGAGUGUUGAGACCAGAGGACGAGCUGCUGGAGGUGAACAAUGUUCAACUGUACGGGAAGACUCGUCGAGAAGUGGUGUCGUUCCUUAAAGAGGUUCCUCCUCCGUUCACCUUGGUCUGCUGCCGACACCCGACCUCUGACCUGGAACCAGAAUCUGAAGCCGAGUCUGAACCUGAACCCGUGUCAAGACCCGGACGAGGAGCAGCAGGACGAGCGCAGCCCAGCGUGGAGGAGAUCGAGUUGAAGUUGUCGUCGAUGCUCUGCAGUCAGGCGGUCCUGAGAGACGACAGUGACGAACAGCAGCAGGAGCAGGAAUCAGCGGAGGAGGAGGAGGAGGAGGAGGAGAGUCAACACAGCCAGGAGGAGGAAGAGGAUGAUGAUGAUGAUGAUGAUGAUGAAGGGGAGCUGGCUCUGUGGUCACCUGAUGUUCAGAUGUUGGAGCUUCAGAAGGAGAGAGACAAAGGCCUCGGCUUCAGUAUCCUCGACUACCAGGACCCGUUAGAUCCUGGUCGCUGUGUGAUGGUGAUUCGCUCUUUGGUUCCUGGUGGGUCAGCAGAGCGUCACGGUGGUCUACUUCCCGGAGACCAGCUGGUUUCAGUCAACCAGACCCAGCUGGACCUGCUCACCUUGGCCCAGUCUGUGGAGGUCUUAAAGUCUAUCCCAUCUGGCACUGUCCGUCUGGGUAUCCGGAAGCCUCUGGUGGAGGCGACAGAGAGGAGCAGAGAGGACGACAACAUGACGUCUCUCAGCAACACGCAGCUGCCUGUUCCAAAGGGUUUCGGUGACGGCUCCAUCCUGCCUGAAAACCUUCGACAAGAAGAGGAGGAGGAGGAGGAGGAGCCAGAGCUGAUCCUGGAUGGAGGUCUGCCUCGCUACGCUACCUCCUCCCUGACCUCUGACCUCCUGUCUGUAGAAGAGGGUAAGGAGAUGGCUGUGGACGAGGAGGAGAUGAAGACAACAGAAGAGAGAGAGGAGGAGAAGAUGGGUUCUCUCUCCAGGAAACCUCCCCCGUCAUGGGAGGAGUGGAGGCUCACCUCCUUAGGCCGAACGAGACCAGAAGUGAGCUGGAGACACAAGCAGGAUGACGAGCAGAUGUCAGAGCGAGAAAGUAUCGUGUCAGAAGGAAACCAGAUCCUGGGUGAGACUCCCACUUCACACUGUGUGAUCGAGUUUAUCA
Messenger RNA from Paralichthys olivaceus (Japanese flounder), 1522 nucleotides. Lineage: Eukaryota; Metazoa; Chordata; Actinopteri; Pleuronectiformes; Paralichthyidae. The record is from RefSeq and is a predicted model, not a curated record.